AUGGCAAAGGAAGGAGAAGGAGAUGAAAGAUGGAUCGUCAAUGAUCUCGGCAUUACAGGACGCAAUGUCGGAAGGUGGCACUGGACCGAUGAAGAUGUUUUCCCUUGGUGCAAGAAUGAAUUGAAACAACGAUUCAAGAACGUAGAGCUUUUAUCCAAGGAAAAUAUGAGAAUUACAACAACUUCAUCGGUUACUACCAAAGGUGAAGCCAGUAUCAUGAAUCGUAAGCGCAAACUAAUUGCAAUUUAUGAAUUGGACGUGGAAAUUGGAUGGACAGGUAAAUUAUUAUUAGGAGAUUCAUCGGAAAUGACAGAUGAAGAUUCGGAAAAGUGUGUGGUAGCCAAAGGAAAAAUUAAACUUCCUUACAUUUCUCAGGAAAUUGACCAAGGAAGUGAUUUUGAAAUCAACAUUGAAAUGGAUUCAAGCUGCAAGAAGCAAGAGCAUAAAAUUAUCAAGGAAGCAUUGAGAACUGAGGGCGCUGCCACGAUUAAGAAAAUUAUGAAUGAAUUUUUAAUAGCAUUGCGUGACGGUGCAAAUGUGAGAGAAAAAUAUCAACUCUGGGAGGAACAAGAACAAAAUCUUAGAGCCUCCUCCUCCUCUGCUAGCCAUAGUAACAAUGUUGGCAGUUCUUCGGAUCAACCUCCUUCAGAGAUUGACCCAGAAACUGGUGUCAGCAAGAAUGUGACUGAAGUUGUUCUUGGCGCUGGUGGUGGUCACGUUACAGAAGAACAAAAGAAGAAGGUUGAAAUUAAGAUUACAGAAAAAUUUAAGGGAGCACCAUUGCCAAAGAUUUUCGAGUUUUUCACUGAGCCAGCCAUUAUUUCUCAAUACACGCAAAGUAAGGCUGAGAGUGAAAAGAAGGAAGGUGGUAAAUUUUCUCUUUUCAAUGGAAAGGUCUCAGGUACUUUUGUUGAGUUUGUUCCCAACAAGAAAAUUGUUCAAAAGUGGCGAUUCAAUGAUUGGCCAGAGAAUGCCACAAGCACCGUCACCCUUACUUUUGAUGAUACAGGAAAUGGUGAGACCACUGUGAAAUUACACCAAGUGGAUAUUCCAUACAAGGACUCAAAUGGAUACUUUGUAAAGGAGAAGGUUGAGAGUGGAUGGACUGAAAACUUCUUUAAGAGAAUUAAGAUGAUGCUUGGAAUGGUCAUUGGCUCCAGUGGCUUUUAA
Molecule: messenger RNA, 1170 nt
Organism: Naegleria fowleri
Lineage: Eukaryota; Heterolobosea; Eutetramitea; Acrasida; Naegleriidae
Exons: 1
Coding region: 1-1170 (389 amino acids)
Biological process (GO): protein folding; positive regulation of ATP-dependent activity
Cellular component (GO): cytosol
Molecular function (GO): ATPase activator activity; protein-folding chaperone binding
Source: RefSeq, a predicted model, not a curated record